This is a messenger RNA of Uloborus diversus, 3706 nucleotides long. RefSeq names its product structural maintenance of chromosomes protein 2-like (gene SMC2). The record is from RefSeq and is a predicted model, not a curated record. Gene Ontology annotation, cellular component: chromosome. Bases 1 to 3528 code for a protein of 1175 amino acids. NCBI's taxonomy places the organism in Eukaryota, Metazoa, Arthropoda, Arachnida, Araneae, Uloboridae. Gene Ontology annotation, molecular function: protein binding; ATP hydrolysis activity; ATP binding. The transcript is spliced from 23 exons. Gene Ontology annotation, biological process: chromosome organization.
AUGUAUGUUAAAACAAUUACCCUAGAGGGAUUUAAAUCCUAUGGUGUUAAAACAGUUAUAGAUGGUUUCGAUCCAUCUUUCAACGCUAUAACAGGCUUAAAUGGCAGUGGAAAAUCAAAUAUUUUGGAUUCAAUAUGCUUUGUGUUGGGGAUAACUAACUUGUCACAAGUUCGAGCAACCAGCUUGACGGAAUUGGUUUACAAAAAUGGUCAAGCAGGAAUAAAUAAAGCUACUGUCACAAUUACCUUCGACAACAGGGAUAAAGAUUCUAGUCCAAUAGGAUACGCUGCUGUAAACGAGAUCUCAGUCACUCGGAUUGUUGUUACUGGUGGUAAGAAUAAGUAUCUCAUUAAUGGUGUUACAGCUACCAAUGCUCGAGUGCACGAUCUUUUUCAAUCUGUUCAAUUGAAUGUCAACAACCCGCAUUUCUUAAUUAUGCAAGGUCGUAUCACGAAAGUGUUGAACAUGAAGCCUAUUGAAAUUUUAUCUAUGAUUGAAGAAGCUGCUGGCACAAGAAUGUAUGAGGAUAAAAGAGAAGCUUCAUUAAAAAGCUUAGAGAAGAAAGAAACAAAACUGCGAGAAAUUAAUACGAUGCUUACUGAACAUAUUUGUCCUCAACUGGAAAGACUGAAAGAAGAGAGGAAAGAGUAUACUGAGUAUACCAGAGUCGUGAGGGAGCAUGAAAAAUUAAGCAAAAUAUUCAUUGCCUGGGAUUAUACUCAGACUGAGGAAAUUAUUGCAAAAUCAGCUGAAGAAGAAAAUAAACUUCAGGAAAAUUUCAAUAAUCUCAAAACUUCAAUUAAAGAAAUGAAAAAGAGUAUUGAGGAAUGUGAUUCUAAAAUGAAGGACAUUGAACAAAAGAUGAGCAUGGAAGGAGGUCAGAAGUUAGCUGCAUUAGAAAGUGAACUGAAGCCAAUUGAACUGAAAGAAGUUCAAAUUGAAGCUAAAUAUAAAAGUACUCAAACUGCAUUGAAGGAAGAAGAGAAGCGAAAAACUGAGCUGAUUAGGAAUCUUAAAGAAGAAAAAAAUCUUUUAGUGCAAAAAGAAGGUCAACUUGAAAAAUCUGAAAAGAAAUUGCAGGAGUUGAAAGUUGCAAUGGAAGCUGAUGAAGAAGAAAAAGCAGCAGCUGAAAGUCAUUUGCAUGCCGUGUUAGCAGGAUCAAAUGACAUGAAAGGAAAAGAAACUAGUCUUGCUGCUCAGCUGAUUGCGGCUGGGAAAGAAAGAAAAGAUUCUGAAACUGAAGCAAAAUCGCUACAAAUGUCUUUGAAGCAUCUUAAGGUUGAGAUAGAAAAGAAGAAAGCUGAACUGAAGAAGGUUGACAAGUCUUACACAAAUGAUCAAGCAACUUAUCAAGCGCUGUCCAAAGAAGUCAAAAGAUUAAAAGAUGAAGUGUCAGCACUAGAGGCGAAAGCAACUUCGUAUGAAUCCCUUGUUCAACAAGAGAAAAAAAUGUCUUAUGAAAUUAGUAGAUUCAAAGAUGAACUUGACUAUAUCUUUACAAGAUUCCCUCAGCUAAAUUUUGAUUUUACUGAUCCAGUCAAAAACUUUAAUAGAGCAAAGGUUUCAGGUCCUGUUUGUUUGCAGUUGGAGCUGAAAGACCCUAAAGAUUCAGUUGCCUUGGACGUUGCUGCUGGGCGAAAGCUUUAUAAUGUGAUUGUGGAUGACGAAGAAACUGGGAAGCUAAUUCUUACCAAAGGACAAUUAGCAAAUAGAAGCACCCUGAUACCUUUAAAUAAAAUUCAAGGCUAUCCUAUAGAAAAUAGAAUUGUUCAAAAUGCUGAAAAUCUGGUUGGGAAAAAUAAUGUUGCUACUGCAAUAUCUAGAGUUAUUUUUGAAAAGAAAUUCACACCUGCAAUGGAGUUUGUUUUUGGCGGUACUUUUAUCUGUCCCGACAUGGAGCCUGCUAAAAAAGUGACAUUUGCAGAAAAUAUAAGAAAAAGAUCUGUAACAUUAGAUGGAUCAGUCUUUGAUCCAUCUGGAACAUUAUCUGGAGGUUCUAUGGGAAACAGAGGUCAGCUGUUAACUGAGUUAGCUCCUAUUCCUGGCAAAAGGAAAAAGUUAAACACUAUGCAAAAUCAAUUGACCCAACUUCAGAUGGAGAUUCAAAGUCUGAGAAAGAUAAGAGAACGAUACGAUACUUUAGUAGAGCAGCUGGAGUUAAAAGAAAAUGAAGUAGAAUUACUGAAAUCAAGAAUUGAGCACAGUAGCUAUAAUAAACAAAUAGAAGAAUUAAAGUCAAUGGAAAAGUCGUUUGAGGAACAAAACUUGCGGUUAGCUGAAUGCCAACAGAAACAGAAAAAUGCAGAAAUUUUAAUGAAAGAACUGGAUAAAAAGACUGCUAAAUCUAUGUAUGAAGAACAGUAUAAACAGGCUCAGAAAGCUUUAGAUGUUGUUAAAGGGAAAGUUGCAGCAUCCGUAAAAAAACACAAGGCUCUAAAUGAUGAAGUGAGUGUACUGAAAGGAGAUAUGGAAAGUAUGACUAAAAGCAUUUCAACUACUGAAGAGCAAAUUGAAGAACAUUCUAAAAAUGUCACUGAGUUGGAGAAAAAGCUGCAAGAAAUUGAUGAAGAAAGAAAACUAAUUAAAGAGACUGUUUCUGCAAAAAGUGAAGAAAUAAAAUCUCAGAAAGCUAUUUUACGAGGUCACAAUAAUGACUUGAGUAAAAUCAAUAAAGAAAAAGAAGGUUUUUUGAAGAAAAUUGGCAAUGCAGAAUUGCAAAUGCAACAAAUGGAGCAUGAUAUAAAAAUUUGUGGAAGUGACGUUGUUGAAGCCAAAAAAAAGAAAAAAUACCUUUUGGAUAAACACAAAUGGAUUGAAGGUCAGGUGAAAUAUUUUGGUACCCCAAACUCUGAAUAUGAUUUCAAGUCUCUUAAUCCCAAAGCUGCUGCAAGUCAGAUAAAAGAACUUGAGGAACUGAAAGAAAAACUACAAAAAAAUGUGAAUACUAGAGCUCAGAAUAUGUUGGGAGAAGUGGAGGAACAAUAUAAAAAACUCAUGACAAGGAGAGAAGAAGUCAUGGAAGACAAAAAGUCAAUCCAGCUUAUGAUCGAACAACUUGACGCAAAGAAGAAAUCUGCUGUAAUUCAUGCCUGUGAGAAAGUUAACAAGGAUUUUGGAUCAAUCUUCCGUACUUUAUUGCCUGGGACAGAUGCAGUUCUUAAAAGUUUGCCUGGGAAAACUCCUUUAGAUGGAUUGGAGUUUAAAGUAUCGUUUGGAGGAGUUGUGAAAGAAUCGUUAAAUGAACUAAGUGGAGGACAAAGAUCUCUUGUUGCAUUAUCUUUAAUUUUGGCAUUGCUACUGUUUAAACCAGCACCUAUUUAUAUUUUGGAUGAAGUUGAUGCAGCAUUGGAUUUAUCACACACACAAAAUAUUGGCAAAAUGCUUAGAAUGCAUUUCACAAAAUCUCAGUUUAUUAUUGUUUCUUUGAAAGACGGAAUGUUCAGCAAUGCAAAUGUUUUGUUCCAAACCAAAUUUAGUGAUGGCAUGUCCACUGUCUCUCGUACAGCACAAAGACAAGGGAAAUCUUAAUUGUGCUCCACGUUUUCAUGCAACUUGUACAUUUCCCAUUUGUUACUUUUUUCUGUGUGUAUAUACAACAUUUGUAAAAAAUGAAUCUGAAAUUUUUGUAAAAAAUAUUUUCAUAAUGUCAAACAUAUUUAUAGAGAAAACAAGCCAAUGUAUCCUUCCUCUUUCUAACAAAUAACUC